Molecule: messenger RNA, 1023 nt
Organism: Malurus melanocephalus (red-backed fairy wren)
Lineage: Eukaryota; Metazoa; Chordata; Aves; Passeriformes; Maluridae
Gene: GPX7
Product: glutathione peroxidase 7
Exons: 3
Coding region: 28-660 (210 amino acids)
Biological process (GO): response to oxidative stress
Molecular function (GO): glutathione peroxidase activity
Source: RefSeq, a predicted model, not a curated record
CGGGCAGAGGCGCGGCGGCCGUGCAGCAUGCUGGACCCGGAGGGCAGUGUGGAGCAUCAGCCUGCCUCCUCCUUCCCCAAAGUCCUCCUCAUCCCUCUAGCCAUGCUCUUCGCAAUUGCAGCGCUCCUGCUCUUAGUCUUUUCCGCUACGCGGCAGAAGGAGCCUGAUUUUUACACUUUCAAAGUUGUAAACAUCAGGGGCAAGCUUGUGUCUCUGGAGAAGUACAGGGGCUCGGUGUCUCUAGUUGUCAACGUUGCAAGUGAGUGUGGGUACACAGACAGCCACUACAAGGCCUUACAGCAGCUACAGAGAGACCUGGGCCCCUACCAUUUCAAUGUGCUGGCAUUCCCCUGCAAUCAGUUUGGGCAGCAAGAACCAGACACCAACAAAGAAAUUGAGAGCUUUGCACGAAAAACUUAUGGUGCCACCUUCCCUAUGUUCAGCAAAAUCRCAGUCAGUGGAGCUGGUGCAAUUCCUGCCUUCAAAUACUUAAUUGAAUCUACAGGAGAAGAACCAACUUGGAACUUCUGGAAAUACCUAGUGGGUCCCAAUGGGAAAGUAGUAAAGGCCUGGGACUCUACUGUCUCUGUAGAAGAAAUAAGACCCCAUGUUACAGAACUUGUAAGGAAAAUCAUCCUAAAGAAGAAAGAUGAAUUAUGACUUUCAAAAAUCUCAGUGUGCAAGUUGCAUCUUAGUUGAGAAUUAUGGCUGGACUUUCUAUUAUCACAUUCCAAAAGAGAUGAUAUGGGGAAGGGAAAUUAUGGCCAGUUGAAUCUCUAUUCACCAUCCUAAGAACGUAGACAACAGCAAAUUAGCAUGGUCAAAGUAACUUAACUUUUUUCUCCAAUCAAAUUCAGUUUGAGUUUUCUAGGAAAGAUAAAUCUUCAGCAACUGUUUCUUUCCCGAUUUAAUUAUUAAUUGUUAGUAACACUACAGGAAGCCAGUCCAUGUAGGAAGAAAGAUCAGAUUAAUGAGAAUUUCCUGGCUGGGAUCUCACUGAUACCUACAAUUCUGUUGUCAUAU